UGUUUUUUUAGUAAUUAAUCAGUAAUUUCCCAUAUUUUCCAUCUAUUAGUGUAGAAUAGCUUCUUGCUGCUCACAAUUUACUAAUUUGGAAGAUGGGUUUUGCUUGUGGAUUAAUAAGAUUGGAUUUUUUGGGGGUUUACGUGAUUUAGGAUCUUUCUGAUUGAUGGGGUGUUGUAGGGUUUGCUUGUGGGUUUACUUCGUUAUCCAGUUAUGAUUUGGACGCUAUCUUUCAGUUUCGUUGUUAAUUUUCCACCAUGUUUCUGGCUAUGGGUUUUGCUUCUAGUAAAAUUUGCCGCUUUCCUAUGAGGAAGUGAAUGGGGAGACGUAAAGAUAGGAGUAGGGUACUAGGGGGCGUACAUCAUGAUCAAGCGGGCACCGAGUAGGAACCAAAGAACCAAAGGAAUCAGGGUGAAGCAUGUUCUGCAGAUUUGUCUGCUGCUUGGGGUCUGCUUUUGGUUACUCUAUCAGGUCAAGCAUUCCCACGAUAAGAAAGUGGCAUUAGAUAAGAAAGAUGAAAAAAUCUCAACCGGAAGCCUGAGUGAGGGUGAGCUUCCAAAACUUGGGAGGAAAGACCUUCCAAAACUUGAAAUCCCUAAAAAUGAGAAACAAGAGGAAGAGGAGGAAGGCGAAGGAGCAGGAGAGGAAGACGAGAAACCUGAAGUAGAUGUGCAUGAAGAAGAGGAUCAGAAACAUGAAGUAGACGCGCAUGAAGAAGAGGAUCAGAAGCAUGAAGUAGGAGAGGGAGAAGAAGAGGAUCCAAAGCAUGAAAUCGGAAAGCGGGAAGAAGAGGAUCUGAAGCAUGAGGCAGAAGAGCAAGAGGAGGAAGAAAACAAGAACGAGGAGACGGAAGAUGACGGAAGAGGAGCUGGAGAUGAUGAGAUAGAUGAAAAUGAGCAAGAGGGGAAAGAAGGGGAAGUGGAACAUGAUGAGGAAUUUAUAGAUGAGGAGAAAGAAAGAGAAGAUGAUGGGAAUGAGAAAGAUGGUGAUAAGAAGGACGGUGAAGAGAGAGAGGAACAAGAAGAACAUGAGAAUUCAUCAGAUGACCAAGAUAAUGAUACCCAUGAUAAGAAUGCUCAUGAAGCACGAGAGGAGAAUUACAAGGGGGAUGAUGCUUCUAGUGCAGUGACCCAUGAUAAUCAAGUUAUAAGCACUGAAACUGAGAAAGUAAGUUCGGAAAACUCAAAUGAGAACCCCGAAACUACUACACUAGAGAAGGACAAUUCAACAAUGGUGGAAGAGAGAAUGGCUGGAAAUGGUACUAUUUUAAAUGUAGCUACAAGUGAAGAGAAAGUUGAUGGUAAUAUGUCCAAUCCUGCCGAGAGCUCACUCUUAAAUGCGAUGGUGAAAACACAAUCUAAUGAUCAAUCAGAAGCAGCAGGAAAUAACUCAACCGUGGUGAGUACCGAAGCUAAAGAUAAUUUGACAAUGGUGAGUACAGAAGCUGGCAAUAACUCAACAGAUAUCAACCAGGCAACUGGUUCAUACCAGCAGAACUUAACAGAGACUGUAUCUGAGUCAGCUCACUCUGAAAAUGGAACGGUGGAUGGUAGGACUACUGGAGAGGACGUGAUCACACAAACCAUGGUUGUGGAACAGGCUAACAACACAGUUGCUGAGAACAAUGAAUCUGUCUCAAAUUCAACAAUAUCCAUUAAAAUUGAGAAUGCAGAUGGGGCGUCAGGAGAAUCAUCUAACUCCUCUAAUACAGUAGCGACUAAUGUGUCAGAGAAUAUCGUAAGAUCUGAUGGAGCAGCUGAAACAGAGGAUGGUUCUGGAUCUUCAUCGAUAAAGGAGACCACAGAUGCCGCUCAGAAUGAAGAGUCUAAUGGUGCAAGUGAAUCGGACAGGAGGGGUGAAGGUUCAGACUCCACAAAUGGGACAGAGGAAACGACUCAUCAUGAGCCAAUUGAUUCUUCUGAUUCCCAUAUCACCCAAGACGAGAAAGAGGCUCGCAUUGAUCUAACCACACUGCCAGAGAUAACAACCGAGGGGGAUGAGAAUGGAGAGGUUGCAGCAGAAUGA
This is a messenger RNA of Pyrus x bretschneideri (Chinese white pear), 2022 nucleotides long. Its product is annotated as dentin sialophosphoprotein-like. The coding region runs from base 361 to 2022 and encodes 553 amino acids. The transcript is spliced from 2 exons. The record is from RefSeq and is a predicted model, not a curated record. Lineage: Eukaryota; Viridiplantae; Streptophyta; Magnoliopsida; Rosales; Rosaceae.